Messenger RNA from Aspergillus nomiae NRRL 13137, 1167 nucleotides. Its product is annotated as Zn(II)2Cys6 transcription factor domain-containing protein. Gene Ontology annotation, molecular function: zinc ion binding; DNA-binding transcription factor activity, RNA polymerase II-specific. Gene Ontology annotation, biological process: regulation of DNA-templated transcription. Bases 1 to 1167 code for a protein of 388 amino acids. NCBI's taxonomy places the organism in Eukaryota, Fungi, Ascomycota, Eurotiomycetes, Eurotiales, Aspergillaceae. The record is from RefSeq and is a predicted model, not a curated record. The transcript has 3 exons.
AUGGUGUCUUCUUCUGAAGUCCCCAGUCACUUGUCCAAUAGUUGGAAAGCCACCGAAGCCCCUUCCCGACGUUCAUCGCCCCGUCUUUGCUCUGCAUGCGACGCUUGUCGUCAGUCUCGUGUCAAGUGUACCGGCGGUAAUCCAUGCCAACGUUGCGGGAACAAUGGUGCAAAUUGUCAUUACAGUGUUUCGAUGCGGAAUGGAAGGCUGAAGGCGAACAGAGUGCAAAAGCCAGCUGCUCAAGCUUCACCUCCCUACAGCGGUACUCCUACCGGCAGACAUAACCGCGGAAGCUCGAGAGACCUGCACAUGAACGACGGUCUAAGUGCAAACACAAGCACGAUAUCUGCUCCACAGUCUAUCUCCAACGAUGGGCUGUCUUCAUGUGAUACAGAUCCCUCCUUCACGGGGCCCUAUUUUGCAACUGGAUUGAACCACAGUUCCUUACUGCAAGUAUCAGCUGAUCUGAAUGUUCACCACCCAUCCAGCACCCCAAUGGAUUCUAUAACCUCCAACCUGGCUCUGUCGUCAGAUAUGCUCCUCGGCAUAGGCCUAGGUUCUGGCAGUUCUACAGAUGAUGAGUGGGGUUCUUCGACCGGAAUCUCUGGCUUUAAUAUGCCACCGAGCCCGUUCGACUUGGGUAGUCGGUCUCGCUCAGCUAGAUAUGAUAUUGACCAUAUGGUCCUGGGUUCCAUUCUUGAAUUAUCUCGUCAAACAUGUGAGCAAAUUAGACAAGAGCUGUCCUGUACGCUCUGUACAAAAGACUCAAUCCGAUUUAUCAUGACCAUCGUCGUGCUCCAGCAUCUUACAAACCUCUUCUGCAGGGUGGCCAACAAUGGUACAUGGUAUGUCUCUAAUGCACCGCUGGGCUUAGGGUCAUUUCGGCUGUCGGAGGAAGAGGACCGAGCACACAAGAGCCUACUCGUUGUCUCAUCUCUAGGUUAUGUAGAUGCUAUCCUGGACCUCCUGGGAAGUUCGGUGCGAGAGUUCCACUACGCAGAAAUUGUGCAACAGAAGACUGGUGAAAUAGCCACAGAGACGGGCCGUUCUAAUCUCAAAUGGAUCAUGGAGACGGUGUCCCGCUUGAGGGGUCAAGUCCAAACGAUGAUCAAAGUGAUAGGGGGGUUAGAUUGGGCGCGCACUACGAGUGGUAUUCAGCAGGAAUAG